Aspergillus nidulans FGSC A4 is the source of this 801-nucleotide messenger RNA. RefSeq lists its product as uncharacterized. Bases 1 to 801 code for a protein of 266 amino acids. The record is from RefSeq and is a predicted model, not a curated record. Lineage: Eukaryota; Fungi; Ascomycota; Eurotiomycetes; Eurotiales; Aspergillaceae. The transcript is spliced from 5 exons.
AUGACCAUUAGACCACAAGACCUGUUUGUUACUGAGCGGCUGAAAAAUUUGACUGUUGAGAUAGGGCUCAAUUUGCAGUCAAAACCGAACAAAAUCUCCACUUACUUCCACACAAUCGCAUCAAGGAUAAUUGGAUUUACGAACGUCUUAAAGAAGGAAUAUGUUCCGUCGCUCAUGAACCGUUUCCUGGAAAAUGUCCACACGAAGAACCCAAUAUUGGAGCCGAAUGAGCUGAGAAAACUGUCCCGCCGCCUUGGAGAGAAUGUCAGGCCCUCGAACAGUCAUCUGAGACAGUCAAAUCCCGUCUUUACUGGUCCUCUGAAGUUUGACAGUGAAGUCGACUGUGAAAUGAGAGAGGAAAUCGCGCUGCCCCCGGCCGAGUUGGUCAAGAUCGAAUAUUCCGGUACCUUCCCUUCGCUCCCGUGUAGCAUCCCAGAUCCAGACGAUGAGGCGCAGGCUGGAUCGACAACAAAUUCGAUUGCGAGCUCGGAACGAAGUUGGUAUUAUUAUCUCUCCAAAAUUGCAGGUCGGCGAAUUGUUAACCGCAUCACUGCGGCCUUGUAUCUUCUGGAUCCAGAAGAAUGGACUAUGAUGCCGGUCCAGAAUCUGCUGCGCAUUGCUGAAGAACUGGACACUCAAGUCAUUCAGGAAAGCAAUGCAGACGAAUUGUCGUAUUUUCUUCAUGCCGGUAUCUGGAUCUCCGUGAGCGAAUCUGGAGACCGUUUCUGUAUCUGGCAGCGCAAUCUAGCCCUCAGGAUCCCAACUUGCCAAUCUACAUCCAGCAUGCCAGCCAAUGUCUAG